UUGAUGCAGUCACUCAACGCACAAGCCUCAACGAAGCCGGUCCACUUAAUUCUAAACGAUCCAUUUAAUUUAGUUUCGCGAAAAUGCCGAAGUUCUUUGGCCUGCUGGCACUUAUUUUAAGUUGCGGCUUAAUUGUCCGAGGCGGUGUGGUGCCAGAAGUUCCCGAGAUUCCAGAGGAGAUUGCCCUUGACCCAGAAGGCCCAAAGGACUUGAAUACAACAGAGACCAAAUCCACCCUGAAGCUGGUUCAUGUGCUAUUUCGUCAUGGUCCCCGCACUCCGGUCAACACUUAUCCGAAAGAUCCGUAUAUAAAUGAGACCUACGAGCCUUACGGCUGGGGGGCUCUGACAAACGGCGCUAAAGUGGAGCUCUAUAAAAUUGGCAAACAACUGCGUCAGCGCUAUAGAGAUUUUCUGGCUCCCUAUUAUCAGCCCGAUAUGAUCCGAGCCCAAUCUUCGGAGUCGCCACGCACCAUGAUGUCUCUCCAGAUGGUGCUAGCCGGACUCUUUCCCCCGGAAAACACGCCUCUGGAGUGGAACUUGAUGCUCAACUGGCAGCCCAUUCCCAUUUUUAUGGAACCAGAGGAAACUGAUGUGCGCAUUAGAAUGAAGGCUUCCUGUCCUCGUUACGAUGAGGCCGUCUUGGAGGUCUUUGAUCUGCCGGAGGUGAAGAAAGUCCAUGAAGAAAACUCCCAGUUACUCCAAGAACUGAGUGACCAUACCGGUCUGAAUGUGUCCCACGUCCAUGAUGUUACCAACAUUUUCAUUUCCCUGCAAACCGAGCAAACCUAUGGCCUAAAAUUACCGGAAUGGACUAAGGACUAUUAUCCUGAAAAAAUGCUUCCCUUGGCUUCGCUGUCUUAUGUUUACGAUGCCUACACCGCCGAAAUGAGGAAACUAAAAGGCGGAUAUUUCCUAGAAUUUCUGUUAAAUCAAAUCCAAUCAAAGAUGUCGGGAAAGUUGAAACCAGCUGAUAGGAGAAUGUUCCUAUCCUGCGGUCACGACUGGACCAUCACCAACGUCCUAUCAGCUCUGGAUGUUUGGGAGGCAAAAAUGCCCCGUUUCUCUGCUCUAAUAGCCUUCGAGCUUCAUCAGAAUGAAGAAACUGGGGAGUAUUUCCUGGAGCUGUACUUCCAAAACGAUCCAGACCAAGAACCCAAACAGCUCCAAAUUCCCGGAUGUGAGAAGCAGUGCCCGAUCUCGAAGUUUGUGGAACUAACCAAGGACGUUCUACCCGAUGCGCCUUACAAGGAUCUGUGCAAAGCAAAGGGCACUUUGAAUGGAGCAAAGAUAACUUACCAUUGAAGUCU
Drosophila bipectinata is the source of this 1309-nucleotide messenger RNA. RefSeq names its product venom acid phosphatase Acph-1. The record is from RefSeq and is a predicted model, not a curated record. Lineage: Eukaryota; Metazoa; Arthropoda; Insecta; Diptera; Drosophilidae. Gene Ontology annotation, molecular function: phosphatase activity. Gene Ontology annotation, biological process: dephosphorylation.